CCAUUUUGUCACAGUUUAGAGGAACACUGAGCAGUAUGAGGUGAUGUUUGUUUUACUUUCGCUAUAUUGUGCUGUUUCUUAACCACAGAUGAUGAACAUUUGCAUCUUAUAUAGCUAAUUAUUUGCAUUUUGCAAAUUAUACCUUCAUGUUCCUACUUUUUCCUAAUUCAUCCUGGACACCUUAUAUGAUGGCAGAAACACUAUUCAGCAUUUUCAUUGGUUCAUCAUGAGGUUGCAUUGAGAUUGCAGCAUGCACUAAGCAAGCCACAGCUAAAUUGGUGUUAUUGCCCUUUAAAUAAACCAUCCAAUGACACUGAGGUGCUUGACCGCCUCAGCUUGGAUGACUGACCGACGGACGGACGGAGAUUUGGGAGAUGCUGCCAGACUGUGUCACUGCUGUCAAGGUACUCGUCGAAGAACAAGAGAGGACAAUGAUACGAACAUGAUCAACGCCGAUGGCUUCUCAAAAUGCGAGGCGACUCUGCAACAGAGAGGCAGGAGGAGGCCACCCGCAGAGAUGCUCCAUCUGCUGUCAGCUGUCAUUGUUUGGCUGGUGACCGGCACCACCAUCUCCAGCCUCAACAAAUGGAUAUUUGCCGUUUACAACUUCAGGUACCCUCUGCUGCUGUCAGCUCUGCACAUGCUGACAGCCAUAGUGGUGGACUAUGGGCUGAUCAAGCUGCAAGUGAUACGCCACAGAGGGGCUGGAGAGCAGGACUUGACCCCCAGCGCAAAGUGUAAGGUGUUCCUGUUGAGUUUGACAUUUUGUGCCAGUAUCGCCUUUGGGAACAUGGGUCUGAACUAUGUCCAGCUGUCAUUUGCACAAAUGAUUUAUACCACUACCCCGCUCUUCACUCUGGCUAUCUCCACGCUGAUCCUGGGCAAGCAGCAUCACAUCCUCAAAUAUACAGCCAUGAUGCCCAUCUGCCUGGGCGCCUCCUUCAGCAUCAUGGGAGAAGUCCAGUUCGAUCAGACUGGCUGCUUCUUUGUGUUUGCAGCGACUAUGCUGCGGGGUGUCAAGACCAUUCAGCAGAGUAUUUUACUCCAGGAGGAGAAAAUCAACUCUGUGUUCCUGCUCUACCUGAUGUCCAUUCCUAGCUUCUGCAUCUUAGCUGUGGCGGCUCUGGCCUUAGAGAACUGGGCUCUGCUGGAGUCGCCGCUCCAUUACGACCGCCACCUGUGGGUCUUCAUCUUGCUCAGCUGUCUUGGCUCAGUCAUGUACAACUUGGCCAGCUGCUGCGUCAUCACGCUCACCUCCGCUGUCACUCUGCAUAUCCUCGGCAACCUGAGCGUGGUGGGGAACCUGCUGUUGUCUCAGCUGCUUUUCGGCAGCGAGCUGUCCACCCUCAGCUGCGCCGGUGCCGUGCUGACGUUAUCCGGCAUGCUCAUUUAUCAGAACUCAGAGUUCAUCGUCAGCUACCUGGACGCACGCAAGGCCAAAGCGAAAGGGUCCGGGCAGGCGGAGUUUGACACUACGCGCGGGGAGGACAAAGCUAGUGCAUCUGAACCAACAUAUCAUCCUCAGAGAACAGACGGGAAACAGGACGACAAGACAGACUGAACUGAAAGGAUGGAGGAGAGAAUGAGACGGUGAAAGAUACAGUGAUAUAAUAGCCUUCUACUGUUUGUAUCAUUAAGUAGUCAAGAGCAACAGAGGGAGUGUGACCUUAUAAGGUACAAUUUUUGAAAUCUCUCCUCACUGUGCCAAUUUACUUCUCCUGUGGUCACAGAGAGGACAGAUGCAGAAAAAGGUUUCCUUCAUUUAUCACGACGAUGGUUAAAUUCUCUCCUUCAUCUGUAUAUCACUCAUACAUAGCCUAUAGCGGUAUAUGCAUGCAUGAGCACACUAAACUGUUUGAUACCUCACGAGGUAUUCACACUGUCACUCCUACUACUCCACUGUGAAAAUAUUCUCAUUUGCAGAGGGCUCUAAUCAAUGUUUCGGGUGGCGGUCGUGGAUAUUGUCGGCUGCGGAGAGACUCAUGGGACAUUGAGGGGGGGGCGGGACUUAGAAAGCACUCCGCCGCAAAUCUGAACGGGCACAAUUUGUAUUAAAAAUAUAUAUAUAUUAACGGUACUGUUACCUGACAUUUACCUGGUCCUGUCAUGGUGAGGAACUGGGUUUUUUGGCAGCUCUUUUCUUUUCUUUUUUUUUUUUUUUUUCUUUUUUUUUGGUUGUAUGUGAAGGGGGAAGCUUGUCAAAAAUGGACUGUGGGGUUGUCGUAGGGCUAAAACUUCUGGACAAAGCCAACAUUUCUGUGCAAUGCCUCUUUUCCUCUCCUGAAGCACACAUUUAAUAAGAGGUCUGAGCUCGUGUUUUGUCCUCCCCCUCUGAACCUCGGUGUGGCUUCCCACUCAAGGGCCUAGAUUUUGUUCUCAUACCAGCUCGGUAAGACGGUCUCUGGAGAAUUAGUCCAAUUAUUUCCAUCUUUUACAACGGUGCGCUCACUGCAGCAUACCUCGAUAAUUAGGUUCACAAGUUCUCUAAGGAGUGUCACUCAAUUUGAGCUGUCUUUUUCCCCCGUGGAAGACACGAGGAAGAAGAACAUUGAGCUGUCCUUUAAGGUUAUAUCUUAAAUCCUAACCAGUGUCUUCUCUUUCAGUUUAAAUUAUCCCUCCGUGUGGAUGACAUUUUUUAAAAAGUACAGCACAGCUUGAAAAACUGACUUCUGCUGGACAGUGUUAUGUUUUCCGUCAGUAUUUUAAAAAGCAUUUAAUUGACUUUAUUUUAUGAUGAAACAUAUUUUAUUCCCCCUUUUUUAAUAUUUAUGUGGAAGAAAAUAUUUAUUUUUGAAUGGCCAUAGCAAUCUGGCUUUGUAAUGCUGUAGAUUUUGGUCCUAAAGUGUCUUGCACAUGCGUACAUGUAAUAUUAGACAACCCUAGUCCCUCCUGUACCUGUUCUCUUAAGAGAGAAGUCAGGUAUAAUUAGACAGGCGACUGCACGCUACUGCUGCUUCUUAAAGCAGCAUCUUAAAUGAUCCAGGAGGUCUGGGAUUCCCUCCUACAUGUAUGGUAUGCCAAAUGUUCACUUUUGAAAGCUCUUUUAGUCACACUGUGUCGCUCUACUGGUUCUGUCAGAGACCACAAGUUCUCACAAGACGACAAGCAACAAAGCCAUACAUCAAAGUUUUGUUUUUUUUUUGUUGACAUUCGCCACAUUUUCUGCAUAUUUUGCCAUAAGCACAGCAGUUAACAAGAUGUUGAAAUAUUUUACUGGAUGCGUCACGGAUUUAACAUUUUAAGGGUGCCAUUCAUAAAAUUACAUAUUAGAAAUGAACAUUUAAAUUUAAGAUGCUUUUCAUACACAUCCAGUCAGUUGAAAAUAGUGAAAAAAACAUUUUUAUUUUGGAGUUCGAUGAAUGGCUUUGUUGGUUUUAAUAUUUAAAAAUAACCGGUGUUGUCAGCAGUCCUCAGUUACAGGUUUAAAUAUUAUAUACAGCAUACUGUAUCAUUUUACUGGUUUUACAUUAUUGAAUACCUCAACUGUUAAAUAGGACUUCUUACGUUCAUUAAUUAUUAGUUAUUGGACUGAGAUCAAACAGCUUUUCAACAACCACAAUAAAACUUCAGCGUGUGAUUGAUGGAUUUUAUUGUGUUCGAUAGAAAGAGAUCUGAUCACAGAUGUCAGCAUAUUUUAAAACAACAGAUUUUUGAGACACAUCGUCGGCAGUCAUCUCUAGAUUUAUACUCUCAGUUAAAGUCUCGGCUGCUUGUUCUCAUGGAUAUCAUGUUGAGAAGAUUACGAGCAAUGGGGCAAAGCAACUGUUGCACUGACAAAGGUACAAAGACGCUGCCUUCAAAGCCUAUGGUUCCUGUGUACAUACUGGUUUUGAUUGUUUGCAAAGCUAGUUGGAUGUAAAUAGUUAUUUUAUUAUAUUUAUGUAUUUUAUAGUCAUAAAUGGCUGGUUAAAACGCGACUUGUUUAAGAAUGAAAUGUUUUGCCUCAUAUGCCUUAUUUGGACAAAGAUGAGCAAGGAGUGAUUUGAUUUGUCAUUUUGUCAAAUUGUUUGGAUAAAACUUUGAAUGCCAACAGCGGCCGUAGGUGCUCUUGUUUAGGGGCAAAGACAUUGGGCAAUGCAUAUAUACAUGAUCUGCAGUUGCUUGAAAAAAAAUGGACUGAUACAAUAAACUAUAAGAAAACCUA
Thunnus maccoyii (southern bluefin tuna) is the source of this 4144-nucleotide messenger RNA. It is a transcript of the gene slc35e4, whose product is annotated as solute carrier family 35 member E4. Gene Ontology annotation, cellular component: Golgi apparatus. NCBI's taxonomy places the organism in Eukaryota, Metazoa, Chordata, Actinopteri, Scombriformes, Scombridae. The transcript is spliced from 3 exons. The record is from RefSeq and is a predicted model, not a curated record. Gene Ontology annotation, molecular function: antiporter activity. The coding region runs from base 308 to 1561 and encodes 417 amino acids.